Molecule: messenger RNA, 559 nt
Organism: Kogia breviceps (pygmy sperm whale)
Lineage: Eukaryota; Metazoa; Chordata; Mammalia; Artiodactyla; Physeteridae
Gene: AVP
Product: arginine vasopressin
Cellular component (GO): secretory granule; extracellular region
Molecular function (GO): V1A vasopressin receptor binding; neurohypophyseal hormone activity
Source: RefSeq, a predicted model, not a curated record
AUGCCCGACGCCACACUGCCUGCCUGCUUCCUCGGCCUGCUGGCCUUCACCUCCGCUUGCUACUUCCAGAACUGCCCAAGGGGUGGCAAGAGGGCCACGUCUGACCUGGAGCUGAGACAGUGUCUCCCCUGCGGCCCCGGGGGCAAAGGCCGCUGCUUCGGGCCCAGCAUCUGCUGCGGGGACGAGCUGGGCUGCCUCGUGGGCACGGCUGAGGCGCUGCGCUGCCAGGAGGAGAACUACCUGCCGUCGCCCUGCCAGUCGGGCCAGAAGACGUGCGGGAGCGGGGGCCGCUGCGCCGCCGCCGGCAUCUGCUGCAACGACGAGAGCUGCGUGACGGAGCCCGAGUGCCGGCAGGGCGCCAGCUUCCCUGGACGCGCCCGGGCCAGCGACCUGAGCAACGCGACCCUGCUGGACGGGCCGAGCGGGGCCUUGCUGCUGCGGCUGGUGCAGCUGGCUGGGGCGCCGGGACCCGCUGAACCCGCCCAGCCCGGCGUCUACUGAGGCGCCCCCACCCCACCCCCCGCCCUCGCAGCACGAAAAAUAAACGGUCUUAAAGGCA